AUGGGCCCUCACUUGUACAUCGCACUUCCUGGCCUAGCUACUGAUACGCAAACUGUUCAGCAAAAGUUGAAAUUUAGGCUGAAUUUGUACGAAUUAAGAGAGAAUCGUCGCAUUCAUCCGAAGGCGUUUGCUUCUAUGGUAUCAAAUUUGCUGUAUGAAAGAAGAUUUGGGCCUUUUUUUGUUGAACCUGUUAUUGCAGGUUUAGAUCCGAAAACUUUUGAACCUUUUGUAUGCAAUUUGGAUCUAAUAGGGUGUCCAAAUAUACCAGAAGAUUUUGUUGUUGGAGGUACUUGUUCUGAACAACUGUAUGGUAUGUGUGAAGCAUUAUGGAAACCUGAUCUUCUUCCCGAUGAACUGUUUGAAACUAUAUCACAAGCUCUUUUGAACGCUGUGGAUCGAGAUGCAAUGUCAGGCUGGGGAGCACGUGUAUACAUCAUUGAAAAAGAUAAGAUUGUUGUCAAAGAAUUGAAGACAAGAAUGGACUAA
Molecule: messenger RNA, 486 nt
Organism: Gryllus bimaculatus (two-spotted cricket)
Lineage: Eukaryota; Metazoa; Arthropoda; Insecta; Orthoptera; Gryllidae
Source: the annotation of a GenBank genome assembly